AUGGAAGAUUUUAUUGACUUUUCUCACUUUGAAGGAGUGAAUUCUUUUUCUCUGAAUGUUGAGUUUCAUGAUGAUGGCUACAACUGGAAGAAGUAUGGGUAUAAGCAGGUGAAAGAUUUUUUGUUCACUCGAAGUUAUUAUAUGUGCACACAUCAAGAUUGUCCCGUUAAGAAGAAUGUUGUGCAUUCUCUUGACGGCCAUGUAACUGAAUUAGGUUAUAAGGGAAAUCACAAUCACCAACCUCAUCAUCCCAACAAUCUCACUUCAAAUGAAAGUUCUAUUAUGAAAGAAUCUAUGAAAACUACAGUUCAACAUGUGUCAGAAAUAAGUGAGAGGCAGGAAAUAGGUGGUCAAGAAUUGGUUGAGAAAAAUGAUGAACCAGAUCCUAAGAGAAGAAACACACAAAUGGAUCUUGUGGAUAUUCCAAUAUCUUCACGCUUCAAUACCUUAAAGGAUAGACUCAUUGUGAAAAUAAUAAGCGAUGUGGAUAUUUUGGAUGAUGGAUAUAAAUGGCGCAAAUAUGGGCAAAAAGCUAUUAAAGGCAGCCCAAAUCCGAGGAGCUAUUACAGAUGCACAACCCCAAGUUGCAUUAUUCGAAAACAUGUUGAAAGGGAUCCUACAGAUAUAGCAACUGUUAUAACAACAUAUGAAGGAAAGCAUAAUCAUGAUGUGCCACCACCUACUACUAAGAGCCUCAUUCUUGCCAAAGCUAGCGCAUUGCGGCUAAGAUCAUAA
Molecule: messenger RNA, 735 nt
Organism: Lotus japonicus
Lineage: Eukaryota; Viridiplantae; Streptophyta; Magnoliopsida; Fabales; Fabaceae
Product: probable WRKY transcription factor 3
Exons: 4
Coding region: 1-735 (244 amino acids)
Biological process (GO): regulation of DNA-templated transcription
Molecular function (GO): sequence-specific DNA binding; DNA-binding transcription factor activity
Source: RefSeq, a predicted model, not a curated record